Penicillium samsonianum is the source of this 702-nucleotide messenger RNA. RefSeq names its product Aminoglycoside phosphotransferase. The transcript is spliced from 3 exons. The record is from RefSeq and is a predicted model, not a curated record. NCBI's taxonomy places the organism in Eukaryota, Fungi, Ascomycota, Eurotiomycetes, Eurotiales, Aspergillaceae. Bases 1 to 702 code for a protein of 233 amino acids. Gene Ontology annotation, cellular component: mitochondrion.
AUGUUGGCCCUCUCGCCAGACGCAGACAUUUUCGACAUCUAUUUGGCCCCGGUCGCAUGCAACCCCUGCCAUACAAGGAAUCUCCACCUUUGGAAUGAGAAGGAACAGCUUUCUCGCCGCUAUGUUAAGUUCAAUCUGGCAGAACUCGUCAGGAUCGCAACUCGGGCGACAGGGUCUAUGUCCUGCGUCGAAGUGCAGAUGCUCCCAGAGGGGAACUUUAAUAAGGUCUUCCUUCUUACGAUGAACAAUAGGAAAGAAGUGAUUGCAAAGCUUCCGAAUCCUAAUGCUGGACCUCAAUACUUUACUACAGCUAGUGAGGUUGGAACGAUGGACUAUGUUCGGAAUAUACUUAGGAUUCCAGCCCCAAUUGUGUACGCUUGGAGCCCCUCUACCGAAGAGAUUGGAGCCGAGUAUAUUAUAAUGGAGAAGAGUCAGGGAGUGGAACUUAGCAAGCUGUGGGAUGGUAUACCGGGUCCUGACAAACUUCAAAUUGUUCAACAACUCGUCGAGUUUGAGAAAGCACUCGUAUCUACUCGGUUUCCUAUGUAUGGAAGCUUAUAUUAUGCGAAAGACCUGCAAAAAGUUCAAUCAAAUCAAAUGAUUGACAUUGGAAUUAAAAAGAGAAAUGUGGGUUUGGAUUUUGCGGUCGGUCCGACUACGAAGCAAGGUCAGGCAAAAUAUCCAUCACCUAUCAAUCUUUGA